Messenger RNA from Solanum pennellii, 825 nucleotides. Its product is annotated as universal stress protein PHOS34. Bases 85 to 573 code for a protein of 162 amino acids. NCBI's taxonomy places the organism in Eukaryota, Viridiplantae, Streptophyta, Magnoliopsida, Solanales, Solanaceae. The record is from RefSeq and is a predicted model, not a curated record. The transcript is spliced from 4 exons.
AAAACUAACAUAUAUACACAUAGAGAGAGAGAGAGAAAAUAAAUCAAAGAGAGAAAAAAUUAAGAUUUUUUUUUUUAAAAAAAAAUGGGGAAAGCACGUAUAAUAGGAAUUGGAAUGGAUUAUUCAGCAACAAGCAAAAUAGCUCUAAAAUGGGCAAUUGAUAAUUUAAUUGAAGAAGGUGAUACAAUUAUUAUUAUUCAUGUUGUUUCUUCUAAACUUGAACCAACUAGUAAACAACUCUUUGAAGAUACUGGAUCACCUUUGAUACCUUUGGAUGAAUUUAAACAGAUUAAUGUGUCUAAGUACUAUGGAUUAAAUCCUGACAAAGAGGUUAUUGAUAUGCUUGAGCCUGUUGCCAAACUCAAAAAGGUGACAGUGGUGUCAAAGGUGUAUUGGGGAGAUGCAAGAGAGAAACUGUGUGAUGCUGCUGAAAGUCUCAAACUUGAUUCACUUGUAAUUGGAGGCAGAGGCUUAGGAGUUCUUAAAAGGGUGUUACUUGGAAGUGUCAGUAACUAUGUGGUGCAAAAUGCAACAUGUCCUGUUACUGUUGUGAAAACCAGUCCUCAAAAGUGAAAAAAAAAGAGACUAUAAAGUUUAUGUUAUUUUGUUAAUAAAAAAAAGAAGAAAAGCUAUUUUGUGUUUUUACUUUCUUUCGUUUUUUGUAUAAUGUCUUGUUUUGGAUUUUAUUUAUUUGAUUUCUUAGGGUAUGAGUUGGCUUUUGUUUGGGAGUGUUGGAUGUGAGAUGAUUGUGGGACUUUGUUAUAUUUCAAGUUUAUCACCUAAUUAUUUAUUAUAUACAUAUUUUUGUUGGUUUCUUGUUUGUCA